Fusarium mangiferae is the source of this 1395-nucleotide messenger RNA. RefSeq lists its product as uncharacterized. The transcript has 5 exons. Bases 1 to 1395 code for a protein of 464 amino acids. The record is from RefSeq and is a predicted model, not a curated record. Lineage: Eukaryota; Fungi; Ascomycota; Sordariomycetes; Hypocreales; Nectriaceae.
AUGACUUGGCCGCCAACUCUCACACAGCUGAAGGAUCUGGUGCCUGAUGGUUGCAACUUUGCGGAUAAUGAUCUGACAAAUAAUACUAAGACAGACAUCAACGAGAUUGUCUCAAGCUGCUUGGCAGUGGCUAGCGAAAUUGAUGAUAUUCUCUCGGGCCAUGAAGGAAAGCUGGCGGCACUGAGUUGGGCCACUAGAGGCAAGCGAAAAGUCGCGACGUCUAAAGUGCUUCUAGAAACAAAUCGUCGGGCACUCAGUCUAGCUGUCGAUACCAUCACGCUAGCUACCGCCCAGAAUAUCAAGCAGGAUACAGCCGAUAUUCUCGAUGACACAACGCAUAUGAGAGGUGAUAUCCAUGACUUAGUGGCCAGGAUCAGGAACCUCGAAGCGAUGGUGGCAGAAAACAACCCCGACGAUCCGCGUAAAUAUGUACUGAUGCGCUAUCUCAACGAUUUAUCCUCCGUUGCUGGGUCUGUAUGUGACAUGCCAUCAAGGCCUGCGACACCUGAGUCGAACACCAGCGAAACAUUGGCCGAGGACAUAAAUUCUCGUAAUUCAUUCAAAAACACAUCUCUUGGUGCGAAAGAAACGAAUUACAAUCGAACACAGCCCCUAUCCUCCAUCCCCCUCAUACCAGACAGAAUUUCAGGAGCACGAAGAGAUCGUUGCUUUACCACUGAGUCCGGGGGUAGCUCAAUAAAUAAUCAGAGAACGCCAUCCCCGAUUCCGGGAACCUCAAAACUUUCCUAUGUAAGGACUAGCUAUCGUCAGCUUCUCCCACCGAAACUGAGCCCUUUGUCCUCAGGUUUCCGUGGAAUAACACUAUCACCCGAAGGAACCAAGCUCCUAUGGAGAGAUGAACGAUACAUGCUUCUCGAUAUCAACUCGGGAGAGGUCAAAGAUAUUGAUCCAAAGCCGCCUCGGUUCCGCCUCUCGGGGUUUCCAUCCGUGAAUUUCAUCAUCAUUGAAACUCUGAAAGUCGAGAUUCUGACAACCGAUGCCUCACUUCUUCUCGCGAGUGUGAAUACAGCCGCCGGUGUUGAUGGAGCUUCCAUUGUCAAGGUAAUUAAAACGACAAACCCUGAAGGAAAGUCAAAGCUCAUGUGCAAAAGUGCGUUUCUUCCUCAAAGCAGAGAAGUCAAGAAAACACUUUUUACGUUCUCGCAUAUGGAUCAAACUAUCACUGCCAUUCGACACGUUGAGCGGUCCGCAAUCUUGUACACUUGGAAGCUCCAUGAGGACUGGUUCACAGAUACCGAUAUAACGAGACAAGUACAAGAGCCUAAAAAGCUCCUCCUACCAGAAUAUAAUGGCAGCGAUGACUAUUGUCGGCAUAGUUCCUGGAAGCAGCAUGCGGCUCUUGGCUAUAAGAUUUCCCAGCGAUGCUCAGCCUGA